Jatropha curcas is the source of this 3023-nucleotide messenger RNA. RefSeq names its product chloride channel E (gene CLC-E). The record is from RefSeq and is a predicted model, not a curated record. Gene Ontology annotation, molecular function: chloride transmembrane transporter activity. NCBI's taxonomy places the organism in Eukaryota, Viridiplantae, Streptophyta, Magnoliopsida, Malpighiales, Euphorbiaceae. Gene Ontology annotation, biological process: chloride transport; transmembrane transport. Gene Ontology annotation, cellular component: chloroplast thylakoid membrane.
AAUAUUGGGUGGGAAAAAGGCGCGUAGUGGCAGUUGCAGACACAUUAUGCAAACCCCUGCAAUGCCCCACUUCCUCCGUCAACACAGCCCGCUUCUCAUCUCUGCUUCUCCUCUCUGCUUCUCCAAACCCAAAUACAAACCCAUAACGAACCAUUUCUCCUUCUCUACCUCUUCUUCUUCUUAUUCUUCUUCUUCUUCUUCUUCUUCUUCUUCUUGUUUCAAUUACAAACUUAUUAGCAAUGCCCUUCCUCAAAGACAAGAAUCCUUCGCAAAUAAAGAGGAAGACGAAAACGAAGAAGAAGAGCAGCUAAGUAGCAGAAGAACUGGAGAUUCAGGAACAAUAAUAUCGUCUUGCGUGGUGGGCGUCCUUACAGGACUCUCCAUUGUCCUCUUCAAUAAUAGUAUCCAUGAACUUCGUGAUUUUUUUUGGGAUGGUAUUCCUUAUAGAGGUGCCUCCUGGUUGAGAGAAGAGCCUCUCUCUUCUAUCUGGAUUCGUGUCAUCUUCGUUCCCGCUUCCGGUGGUUUAAUUGUCGCCAUUUUAAACGCAAUUCGAUCUUUUCUAGAUGAUUCUAAUGAUAAGAACCCCAAGUUGGGGGCUGCUUUCAGUCCUUUCCUUAAGGCAGUGGCUGCCUGUUUUACCCUAGGAACUGGCAAUUCCCUUGGCCCUGAAGGCCCUAGUGUUGAAAUUGGCUCUUCUAUUGCUAAAGGAAUUGGUUCUCUUACUCUCUCUAAUAAAGAUUCCCAAACAAAGCUCUCUCUUUUGGCUGCCGGCUCUGCUGCUGGAAUCGCUUCCGGGUUCAAUGCUGCUGUUGCGGGGUGUUUUUUCGCAGUGGAGUCAGUGUUGUGGCCGUCGUCUUCAUAUGCAUCUCCAUCUCUCACAAACACCACGUCCAUGGUUAUUCUUAGUGCUGUAAUCGCUUCUGUUGUGUCAGAAGUUGGUCUUGGUUCUGAACCUGCCUUUAAAGUACCUGAGUAUGACUUCCGCUCUGUUGGUGAACUCCCAUUGUAUCUGUUGCUUGGUGUCCUUUGCGGCUUGGUUUCUUUGGCCCUAUCCAGAUGCACAUCAUUUCUGUUGUUAGCGGUCGACAAUCUUCACAGGGAUGUUGGAGUACCAAGACCUGUAUUUCCCGUACUGGGUGGCUUAGUGGUUGGGACAAUAGCCUUGGCUUAUCCCGAAACCCUAUACUGGGGAUUUCAGAAUGUUGACAUUUUGCUGGAAUCUAGACCAUUCGUGAAAGGCCUCUCUGCUGAUCUACUGCUUCAACUUGUAGGAGUCAAGAUAGUUGCAACCUCUUUGUGCCGGGCAUCUGGACUAGUAGGAGGCUAUUAUGCUCCAUCCCUCUUUAUUGGUGCUGCUACAGGAAUGGCAUAUGGGAAACUCAUUGGUUUGGCAGUUGCUCAUUCUAGUCCGGUCCUUCAACUUUCCAUAUUGGAAGUUGCAUCACCACAAGCAUAUGGCCUGGUGGGAAUGGCUGCAACACUUGCGGGAGUGUGUCAAGUGCCUCUUACUGCAGUUUUGCUGCUUUUUGAAUUGACUCAAGACUACCGAAUAGUGAUCCCACUAUUAGGCGCUGUAGGGUUAUCUUCAUGGAUUACAUCUGGGCAGACAAGAAGAAAAGAAAUCAAAGAGAUCAGAAAAGUCAGCAAGGGAAAUGGUCUUCCAGCUCAACAAACUGAACCAUCUUCUGAUUAUGUACUGGCUGAAACAGCUCCUUAUGCAAGUAAUCUUUGUGAAGUUGAAAGUUCUCUUUGUGUAGACGAUCCUACUAUUGAAAAUGAACUGCUAAAGAAGAGAAUUUUUGUAUCAGAAGCCAUGAGAACCCGAUAUGUUACUGUUUUCAUGAGCACUUUAGUUACUGAAGCAGUGAGUCUCAUGCUUGUGGAGAAGCAGUCUUGUGCUAUGAUUGUCAACGACAAAAAUAUUUUAAUUGGACUCCUCACCCUUGGAGACAUUGAGGGGUUUAGCAAAAUUGCAAAAUCAAAAGCUGAGAGAGCUAAGGAGCUUGUGGUAUCUGAUAUCUGUUCAUUGGAUAGUGAAAAUUGUCAAGUACCAUGGACUGCUAAGCCUAGUAUGGACCUUUUCUCUGCACAAAUCAGCAUGGAUCAAUACGGGCUGAGUCAGGUUCCAGUUAUUUCUGAGAAUGUUGAAGAACAAAUAGGGAACCCAGUUGGCCUUUUAGACACAGAAUGUAUCAAUGUAACUUGCAGAGCUCUUGCAACCAGAGAAUCCCUCACAUAAUACUCCAUGAUGGAAAAGCAAAGCCAACUAUAUGGGGAUGAAUAGUUGGCCUCUGUGAUAUUUGCCAUCAUAUAUCAGAAGUUGGAAAUUAAUGCCUCUAGUUUUUAGUGAGAAGGUCACAUUUCAAACUGCUGCUAAAUCCAUGGGCAUGCAUGCAAGAGAGUUCUUGCUUAAGUGGCGGCUAUGUUGUGCUUUAAGCAGCAGCUGGACCAAUAAACAGGUAAAGAAAAGGACUAUUCUUUUGUCAUAGGCUAAUCUGGGUGGGGAUCAAUCGCCAGCUACUAUGAAGAGAUAUGAUGGGAUGAUAACUUGUGCAAGGAUAUUUUGGAAAGCAUCGAAGUCGUUGAAUUACAUGCAACAUAGGUACUUCCUCUUCAUUGGUUUUUCUCGAAUGUUGAAAUUGGGAGAUUCAAAUUUGAUAAUACACAAGGUUUACUCAUCUUGUAUACUGUUCAUGUAUAAUUUUUCAAACUGAGCCUGGGAUUAGAUUCUUCUAUCACAGUGAUAAGAAGCACAUGCUGGCAAUGACUGCUCAAGAACUGACCAACUAAAGCACUAAACUCUGGAUCUCAGUCCCAUGAAAAUGUCUUGUGCAACAGCUGUUUAUUCUUUUGUUCAGGAAUCUUUUUCUGUUGCUUGUACAAUGGAUGUUAGGUUCAACAAAUAAUCAUAACUGGUUCUGUUAAAAUUGUUAACAAGGACAAGGUUAAUACCAGUUUACUGAAACUAUUACAAUGUGAAGUUAUGUUUAAGACAUUCAAUACAAGUUUGCACGUUUAAACCA